CAGUAGAGCUUUCACUGUAUAUAUAUUAUAUAUUUAUAUACAAAAUAUAUUCAUUUAAAACCAAAGAGAAUGUCAUGUAUGCAUAUAAUCCCCUGUAGCGAAAGCUCAAACACUUUUUUACUAAUAAACUGAUAGCAAGCAGAAAAGUUGUUCAUUAUGUAAAACUGUGAUAAGGUGAAGUGCACGAUCUGGGGCCAUAAACUGGAGCUAUUAUCCAAGGCUAUAUAUAAGGCGGAUGUUAAGUCGACUCCAUAGUUAAGCAAACAAAUGAGACAGCCUUUCUACACACUCUACCUGCUGCUGCUGCUGCUUCUGCUGUGCCCGUGCCUUAUCCACAGCCAGGGCCAUUUGCGGAUUAUCAAUGGUUCGGCUGCGAGGCCCAAGCAACUGCCCUACCAGGUUGCGCUGCAUGUCUACUUCAGCAACUCCGGGGAUGAGCCCAGUUUGUGUGGCGGCACGAUUCUAACGAAGCGUUGGAUACUAUCCGCAGCGCAUUGCCUCCAGGAGCCGGACACAAAUUUGCUCAAAGUGAUUGUCACCGCGGGCGCCCUGAACAAGGCAAAGAAAAACGAGCCCGGCCACAUGGAGCUGUUGGUCAGAAAGAAGGACACAAUUGUGCAUCCCCUGUACGAUCGACACACGGUGGCCAAUGAUAUUGCACUCAUUCGUCUGCCCAAGGAUCUGAAACUAGGCGCCUAUGCGCAGCCCGCCAAGCUGCCCAAGGGCAAGAACAGAUUCAACCUGAACGGUCGCUCGGCCAUUAGCUCCGGCUGGGGCCUGACGGCCAAGCAGCGACCCACCGACAUAUUGCAAUAUUUGAAUGUAAAAAUCAUCCCAAAUAAGCUGUGCGAGCGUCUGUGGAACAAACAGCUGAAUGGCGAACGCAAGCUCAUAUUGGACUCUUUUUUGUGCAUCGAUUCCAAGGGCGGACUGCCCUGUCGCGGCGACUCUGGAGGCCCUCUGGUGCUGGACGAUGGCACCCAAACUGUCGUUGGCGUCGUCUCACACGGUUACGAUGAGAAGUGCCAGCUCCGAUUGCCGGAUAUAUUUACACGCGUCUCCUCGUUCAUCGAUUGGAUUGAGAAGCACACGGGUCGCCUGAGCAAGGCAUAGCUUUAACUAGAUUAAAAUUGUCCACUUAUUGGAGUUGCAACUUU
Molecule: messenger RNA, 1157 nt
Organism: Drosophila montana
Lineage: Eukaryota; Metazoa; Arthropoda; Insecta; Diptera; Drosophilidae
Product: chymotrypsin
Exons: 2
Coding region: 268-1113 (281 amino acids)
Biological process (GO): proteolysis
Molecular function (GO): serine-type endopeptidase activity
Source: RefSeq, a predicted model, not a curated record